GUUCGUCUUUCUCCCUGCUACUGCGCAUGCUCCACAUGUCUCCUUCAUUGUGCCCUGUAGACGUUCCCAAACUAAGCUAGCGGCCAGCAGCAUCACGCCGGUGACAGUCCAGACUCCACAGACUCCCCCUUCCAGACGCCUUAGCACCGCAUGAUGGCCGUCCCUCCUUCAUACGCCGACCUGGGCAAGGCUGCCAAGGACAUCUUCAGCAAAGGCUACGGCUUCGGAGUGGUGAAGCUGGACCUGAAGACCAAAUCACAAAGUGGAGUGGAGUUCAACACGUCCGGCUCCAGCAACACGGACACGGGGAAGGCCGCCGGCAGCCUGGAGACCAAAUACAAGAUGAAGGAGCUCGGCCUGAGCUUCAACCAGAAGUGGAACACGGACAACACGCUGGCCACCGAGGUCACCGUGGAGGACCAGCUGACUCAAGGACUGAAGGUGGCCUUGGAUACGUCUUUUGUACCAAACACGGGUAAGAAGAGCGGAAAGCUGAAGUCGGCCUACAAGCGCGACUUCGUGAACCUGGGCUGUGACGUUGACUUCGAGGGUCCCAUCAUCCACGCCGCUGGCGUGUUGGGCUACGAGGGCUGGCUGGCCGGCUACCAGAUGGCCUUCGACACGGCCAAGUCCAAACUGGCCCAGAACAACUUCGCCCUCGGAUACCGAGCCGGGGACUUCCAGCUGCACACCAACGUCAACGACGGCACCGAGUUCGGCGGCUCCAUCUACCAGAAGGUGAACGAGGAGCUGGAGACGGCGGUGACUCUGGCGUGGACGGCCGGCAGCAACAACACUCGCUUCGGCAUCGCCGCCAAAUACAAGCUGGACAAAGACGCCUCUCUGUCUGCCAAAGUCAACAACGCCAGUCUGAUCGGGGUCGGUUACACUCAGAGCCUUCGGCCAGGUGUGAAGGUCACGCUCUCCGCGCUGAUCGACGGGAAGAACUUCAACGCCGGCGGUCACAAAGUCGGGAUGGGCUUCGAGCUGGAGGCGUAAAGGGGAGAAGGAGAAAGAAGCCCCCCCCUCACCACCAACAACCCCCACACACACUCCACCACCAUCUUGUAGCUCCCCCCCCCAUCUCACGAGCAUUUCCUGACUGCUAGUCGAGCCUCGUCACCCGAGAGACGAGUGGAUUAUUACAGAUUUAUGGUCAUGGAAGUGACGCUAUUUAUUUCCCCGUCGUCGUCGUCGUCGUCGUCGUGUCCCGCGGUUAAAAUAAAAUAAAUGGUGUUUGUUUUGUUUUUUUUAGCACUUUUGGGGACGUCUUAUUUAAUCCAUUUAAAUGUUUCACGACUGAAAUAUAUUACAAAUAAAUAAACGUCUUAAAAUACAGUCGAUUGACCUCCUGAUCAAAAGGCUUUUCGUGGGGUUACUACGUAAGAGGGGCGUUGUCAUGACGAUCCUUUGAGUAAAAUCUAAAUGUGUUGUUUUUUUUGUGUGUUUAUCCUCCAUCUAAUUGUGUCAUGAUUAUAAGGCUAGUUUUUUUUUGUCACUUCGAAACGGUACCUAAUUUUUUUUCCAAUGUCAAUUAAGGGAAUUAAAAUAUAAAUCAUGUCUCA
Cyclopterus lumpus (lumpfish) is the source of this 1565-nucleotide messenger RNA. RefSeq lists its product as uncharacterized. Lineage: Eukaryota; Metazoa; Chordata; Actinopteri; Perciformes; Cyclopteridae. Bases 151 to 999 code for a protein of 282 amino acids. Gene Ontology annotation, molecular function: voltage-gated monoatomic anion channel activity. Gene Ontology annotation, cellular component: mitochondrial outer membrane. The record is from RefSeq and is a predicted model, not a curated record. Gene Ontology annotation, biological process: monoatomic anion transmembrane transport. The transcript is spliced from 9 exons.